AUGGCGACCGCGCGGGCGCUUGGAUGUCUCCUGAGGUUAGACAGAAGAUGCCGCUGCCUUCGAGUACCUCCCCAGUCCAGGGCACUCGCUGCGCUGGUGCCUGGCGUGACCCGGGUCGAUGACAAGACCGAUUUUCUGGAGAAGCUGCACUAUCGCAAGCACCCUGGCAUCUUGAAGUUACCGCACGUGCGGCUGCCGCAGGCACUGGCUAACGCGGCGCAGUUACUGCUGCUGGAGAGCGCGAUCCCGAAUGUGGAGAAACAGGUGCAAACACUGACCAAUUAUCUCUGGAGUCGGCAUUUGCCUGUAGAGUCUGCGGAGUUGCAAAGACGGGCUAUGCAUCUUGAGAAAAAAAUUCGGGACACCCAAGACUUACCUCAGACAGAGGAGAGACUUCAUGGAGCAGUGCUACAUGCGCUGCGUAGAACUACCUACCAUUGGCAAGAACUGAGCUACAGUGAGGGACUGAGCCUGGUGUAUAUGGCAGCAAGACUGGAUGGUGGCUUUGCAGCAGUCUCCAGAGCAUUUCAUGAGAUCCGGACUCGAAUUCCAGAGUUCCAGCCACAAACCUUGAUGGACUUUGGCUCUGGUUCUGGUUCUGUCACCUGGGCUGCUCACAGUAUUUGGGGCCAGAGUCUUCGUGAAUAUGUGUGUGUGGACAGCUCAGCUGCCAUGUUGGGUUUGGCGGAAAAGCUACUGAAAGGUGGUUCAGAAUCUGGGGAGCCUUAUGUUCCAGGUGUCUUUUUCAGACAGUUUCUACCUGUAUCACCCAAGGUACAAUUUGAUGUGGUGGUAUCAGCCUUUUCCUUAAGUGAAUUGCCCAGCAAGGAUGCCCGCGCCAAGGUAGUUCAAACCUUGUGGCGCAAGACAAGUAAUUUCCUGGUAUUGGUGGAGACUGGAACAAAAGCUGGGCACUGCCUUCUCAUGGAGGCCAGAGACCUGGUCCUUAAGUCUUUGUUAGAAUAAGAAACCAAAGGAGGAAAACUUCUCCAUGGUGAUCCUUGCCUAAGCUUCUCCAGAAGAAGCUAAUUGCUGGUCUCCUAUCACCCAACCUGUUCUUAAAUGGCCUCGACAUGUACACUGUCACCUGUGCUGUCCAGAUGGGCAUAUGCAGCAUACUGUAAUCACAGCAUGCCGGCAUGGCAGGGAUUUGUAUCGCUGUGCCCGUGCCAGCUCCUGGGGAGAUCUUUUACCUGUGAUCACUCCGUCUGAGUGUCCUCCAGCCCCUGCUCAAGAUCUCUUUGAUAGCUGACAAGGAUGUGUGAUAAUUACUUUCUUCUAUCAUGCCUGCCAAGGCUGAAGCUUCCUGGUAUCCAGGAUAAGUGUGGUGGUACUCCCAAAUAUCUGGGUUUGUUUUUU
This is a messenger RNA of Otolemur garnettii (small-eared galago), 1359 nucleotides long. RefSeq names its product methyltransferase-like protein 17, mitochondrial. The coding region runs from base 1 to 966 and encodes 321 amino acids. The record is from RefSeq and is a predicted model, not a curated record. Gene Ontology annotation, biological process: translation. Gene Ontology annotation, molecular function: structural constituent of ribosome; methyltransferase activity. Lineage: Eukaryota; Metazoa; Chordata; Mammalia; Primates; Galagidae. The transcript has 12 exons. Gene Ontology annotation, cellular component: mitochondrial small ribosomal subunit.